Messenger RNA from Parnassius apollo (apollo), 399 nucleotides. The record is from the annotation of a GenBank genome assembly. NCBI's taxonomy places the organism in Eukaryota, Metazoa, Arthropoda, Insecta, Lepidoptera, Papilionidae.
AUGGUAAGUGGAACAGGCCCAGUAACGAAUCAGGCUGACACGGUCGCAUUCUGGCUAUGCCUGUGGUCAGAGCCCGUAAACCACAACGAGGGCCCCUGGACGGAAGUUGUGGUGAGUCAGUGUGCAAAUAUAACGCCCAUGGACCCCGUCAUCGUAGCUAAGGCGGUCCGUACGGCCCCGAACUGGAAAAGUCCGGGGCUCGACGGGCUGCAUCACUACUGGCUGAAGGGGUUCGUGGUAUGUCACGCUGUGCUCGCCCGGCAGUUUCAAGAGGCUCUCAACCAGAAGUCGCUCCCGAGCCUCUUCAUUACUGGGAUCACUCAUUUGGUUCCUAAAGGCCAGGGUGCCACAGACCCGAGCAAAUACCGCCUAUCACGUGUCUACCGACCAUAUACAUAA